CGAUACAGACCGGAACCCGUUUACCUUCCGAUGUACAUACGGAACAAUUUCAGCGGAGCACAUCUUCCCUUCCUCAGCAUGGAUGAAGAUGCUCAAUUUUUGCAAGACCAAGCCCACAGAUUAAAUUCUUCUCUCAGUCAAUAUCAGCAUGGGCAUGGCACUCAAUCCACAAUGUCUCAGGGUGAGGAGGUGAGACAGGCAGAGUCUCCUUCACCCUGGAUCUCUGACACAAGUAUGAUGGCUCCUCUCAUAGCUGAGUAUGAUCAACACAUGGAAGAAAUGACUGAACAGCUGAAGAAAUAUGAGAUGCUGAUGGCUGAUGUCAAAAUGAAGUUGGAGAGGGUUGUUAAGGAAAAUGAAAGGCUUCAUGCAGAGCUGAGGGAGUCCGUUGAGAAGCAGCUUCUUGCAUUGCCGGUGGCUUCAGGCACAGAGGGCGGCACACUGGAGGAGGAAGCAGUCAUCAGAAACCUCCAAGAACAGCUCCAGCUGUCUGAACAGGAGCGGAUGCAGGCCAAGGAAUUGUGGCAGACAACAGCCCAGGAGCUGGACCACCUCCAGCAGGUCUACCAGAAGACCAUUUCUGAUGGACAGAUCCACGAUGGACAGAGACAGCAGAUCAAGGAUCAGCUUGUUCAGUUCCAGCAGCACACACAAAAACUCCAAAUAGCCAAUCAGAAACUGGAAUCGACUAACCGGCAGUUCCUGAAGACGGUGACAGAGCAGAGCACAGAGAUGGAGGAGCUACACAGCCAGCUCAGGCAGACCAAGGCUGAGCUAAGGACAGCCACAGCCAAAGUGGGUGAGAUGACCAAAUUGCUGCACAAUGUCCAGGACCAGGCUCAGAGACGGGAGGAAGAUGUGGCACAAGCUCAGGGCCGAGAGGAUGCAGCAGAAAGAAGGCUUCAGCAGCUCCAGGCAGCCUUGAGCCUGAUUGAAGCCAGGCUAAAAGCUGCAUCUCAGGAGGCAGAGGCUGUCCGUAGAGAGCAAACUGUGUGGGAGAGAAAGGUUGGGGAACUCCAGGCUCGCUGCACCACCCUAGAAGAGGAGAAGUAUGAGGCUCUAGCCAAAGUGCGAGAGAGCGUUCAGGUGGCAGAUGAGGCCGAGUUGCAGAAGAACCAUGCCUUGUUAAGAGAGAAAUUGAAGAUAGAAGAGUUGGAGAAGACAAAGGAGGCCAUCAAACAGCUGAUCCAGGACGCUGCAGUCCGAACAAGGAAAGAGGUGGAAAAUGUGCGCAAGCAGUGCAAUGUUCAAAUCCAUCAUAUGGCCGAGGAGCUCUCGGUGCUGCAGCUGGAGUGUGCAGAUAAAGAGUCUCAGAUUCAAAGGUUGCUGCGAGAGAGAAAAGCUGUAGAGGAGGAACUCGAGAAGGUGUAUAAAGAGUGCAGGGCAGAGCCCGAGUUCAGGAAGAUUGAUACUCUUCAUCAGAGGUGUCUAGAUGCAGAGAGGAUGAAGGAAGAUAUGAGACUAACUUUGCAAGCCACCCAGAACAAACUAAAAAAGAUGGAGAUGGACUACACUGAGGAGCUGUCGCGUUGUCAGGAGGAAGUGCGUCGGCUGCAGGGCUCUCUGGCUGCAGCCCGGGAGGACUGUGUCAGCGUCAGCGAGGAGCGGCUCCAGCUGCAACAAGAGAACUUGCAGCUUCGCAAGGAGAUGGAUGAGCUACGCAAGGCCAGUGUGCUGAUCCAAAAGAAGGCCAAACAACAGGUGUCACAGAUGGAACAGGAGUGCAGCCUGAAAGAGCAGGGACUCAAUGCACGGGUGAGGGAGCUUGAGGAGAGCAGCCGAACCUCAAGUGCUGAUCUGACACGCCUCCUCACAGCACAGCAGAAAAGCACUCAGCGCUGGAAAGAUGAGGCCAAGAAUCUGGUUCAGGCCUUUGAGACUAAAAUCACAAGCCUUAAGGCAGAACUGAAUCGGCACAAGCUGCGUUCACAUGAAUUACAAAUGCAGCUUGAAACGGACCACAAUACCAUAGCUGAGUAUGAGAGGCAGCUAGCAGAGUGUCAAGCGAAGAUGAGUCAUCUCCAAAGACAACUGACGCCUGAACAAAGGGCAACUACUGCUACGCAACAGCUGAGUAUACUGGCACCACAACGAAAGAAAACAACCAUUGUUGAUCCAGAGACUGAUUAAUGGCAGCUUAGUACUGUGCUGUAUGAAAAAUAAUUUAGUCAUCUGUUUUUGUUAAUAUGAUUUUAAGAUUUUGGCCAAAUGUUAAAAAUACAUACACUGUUCUUACAUUUUCUUGUGCAUUUUAUUUGUAAUGAUCGAAAGAUAUCUCAAGUGUAA
Molecule: messenger RNA, 2286 nt
Organism: Monopterus albus (swamp eel)
Lineage: Eukaryota; Metazoa; Chordata; Actinopteri; Synbranchiformes; Synbranchidae
Gene: sclt1
Product: sodium channel and clathrin linker 1
Biological process (GO): cilium assembly; clustering of voltage-gated sodium channels
Cellular component (GO): centriole
Source: RefSeq, a predicted model, not a curated record